CUAGCAGUUGGCAACACUGUCCUAACCUAUAAAACAAAGACUACGAACGAAUUUCAAAUUGUCCAAAAAGAUUUAAUUUCAAUGAUGUCGUUAAGGCGAAGUUUUCUAAAUUUAUUGAAUAGUACAAAAAAACCUAUACACCAGGCGAGCAGAGCCCGUGCGCUCAGUACUGAGACUUCGCAAAAGGAACAAAAUGCUGGAACUAGAAAACAAACCCACUUUGGAUUCGAAACUGUUGAUGAACAAGAAAAAUCUAAAAAAGUACAUGAAGUGUUCGAGACUGUGGCUGCGAAAUAUGACAUAAUGAACGACGCGAUGUCAUUUGGGAUCCACCGCCUCUGGAAGGACAUCUUCAUGCAGCGGCUCGCGCCCACACACGGCACCAAACUGCUGGACAUGGCUGGCGGCACAGGUGACAUAACAUUCCGCUAUCUCAACUACCUGCGCAACCUGGGUCCAUCCGCGCGGCGCAGCGCCGUCACGGUGUGCGACAUCAAUCAGGCCAUGCUGGACGUCGGCAAGCAGCGGGCUAUCAAGCAGGGCUACACAGCAGAUGGCGGGGUGGACAUCGAGUGGGUCUGCGGGGACGCCGAGCAGUUGUCUCUGCCCAGUGACAGCUUCACUGCCUACACCAUAGCAUUCGGCAUUAGGAACUGUACACAUGUAGAUAAGGUUCUAGAAGAAGCGUACCGCGUGCUGUCGCCGGGCGGCCGCUUCCUGUGCCUGGAGUUCAGCCAUUUGCCCAACGACACCUUGCAGUGGAUUUACGAUCAAUACUCGUUCCAAAUGAUCCCAGUUCUGGGUCAACUGAUCGCGGGGCAGUGGAAACCUUACCAAUAUUUGGUGGAGAGCAUCAGGCAGUUCCCCAACCAGGAGAAGUUCAAGUCGAUGAUCGAGGACGCGGGCUUCAGACAGGUGACGUAUGAGAACCUCACGUUCGGCACGUGCGCGAUUCACUCCGGGUUCAAGAUAUAGUUGUGUGAUCUUGUUGUUGGAAACUGCUUACUCCGGAGGUCCCCCCUCAGACGAUCCCGUGCGAAGCGAUUUAUCGCAUUUGCGUUCAAUUAAAAAGGACUGUCCCAGGAAACCCCUUUUGGAUUUUUUUAACGUUUGUUCAUAGAUCACGUUCGCAUAAAUUACGAAGAAGGAAAUACGUUUGAUAUUCAAAUUUAAAAAUUGAAACAUUGGGUAUUUAUUUUAGACUAAUUAAAAAAUUAAUAGUAAAGGGGAUUUCUGGAACAAACCAUUCUAAUAUAUAUUCGAAGGGGAUAGUUGGACAAUUCCUUCACAGGGGCUCGUUUAAGGGGAUUUCUAGGAUAAGUAUUGGGAUCUUGUGAUAGGCAGACGUCCUUUCCUUGAUAAGUACGAUAAUAUUUUUUUAUAUUUUAUAUUGACAAUUUUCGUAACGAUAUCGACGCCUAGAGUCUGCGCCAUGAAAACGUAUUGCCCCGGAUCAGCCUCUGACUUCUUUCGUGACGCAGACUCGGUACCGGGCAUAGUAUUAGGUUUGGCGAUUAGCCUGCAAGUAAAAUGACUUUCUAGUCAAUGUAGUUUGUGGAUCAAUGCAAAGCGGGAGUGGACGUCUGCAUUAAUAUUAGGAUACGUAUGUAUGUAAUAAAUAAAAAUGUUUUUAUUUCA
Messenger RNA from Plodia interpunctella (Indianmeal moth), 1638 nucleotides. It is a transcript of the gene Coq5, whose product is annotated as Coenzyme Q5. The coding region runs from base 82 to 975 and encodes 297 amino acids. Gene Ontology annotation, molecular function: methyltransferase activity. The transcript is spliced from 7 exons. Gene Ontology annotation, biological process: ubiquinone biosynthetic process. NCBI's taxonomy places the organism in Eukaryota, Metazoa, Arthropoda, Insecta, Lepidoptera, Pyralidae. The record is from RefSeq and is a predicted model, not a curated record.